AUGGCCAAAUUGUCACUGCCCUUCUCCAAAUUUCAAAGCGGCGCCGUCGCUGCCUUCAUCUUUUCUACUUGCCACGAUCGCACCCUUGACAUAUCUACAUCCUCGGCCAGCCGUGAGCACACUUGGAGUCAGCAGCAUUCACGCAGAGUUCAGACCGACGCCGCAGACGCAACGCUCACGGACAUCUACCCUCCAAUCGUCGCUGGAAGCGCGAAGCUCGCCACGCCCACCUGCCUGCGGGCAGCCGCCGCUGGACCAUUUACUACGCUCAAUCUCUGCCUAGCACUCCCUUCACCCGCCCACAAUGCCACCAGUCCGCUCCUCGCGCAACAAAAAACCACCCCCAACCGGCUUCACGACAUCGAAGACACCCUCCUCGACUACACCAACAAGAUGCGCGACGCCCAAAACGCCUCCACCGCCGGCAAGAAAAAGCACGAAACGCUCUGGCCGAUCUUUCAAAUUACACACGCCCGCUCAAAAUACAUCUACGAUUUGUACUACGAGCGCGAAGCGAUUUCAAAGGAGUUGUAUGACUGGCUGUUAAAGGAAGGUUACGCGGACAAGAACUUGAUCGCGAAGUGGAAGAAGCAGGGGUACGAGAAGUUGUGCUGUUUACGGUGUGUGCAGAGCAAGGAGACGAAUUUUGGGGGGACUUGUGUUUGUCGAGUGCCGAGGGCGCAGUUGAAGAGACAAGAAGAAGGGGAUGAGGAGGGGAAGGAGGGUGGUGGUGGUGGGGCGGCGAGCAUGCAGUGUGUUAACUGUGGGUGUAGGGGGUGUGCGAGUAGUGACUGA
Messenger RNA from Cyphellophora attinorum, 795 nucleotides. Its product is annotated as Pre-mRNA-splicing factor BUD31. Gene Ontology annotation, biological process: mRNA splicing, via spliceosome. The transcript has 2 exons. Bases 1 to 795 code for a protein of 264 amino acids. Gene Ontology annotation, cellular component: nucleus; spliceosomal complex. The record is from RefSeq and is a predicted model, not a curated record. Lineage: Eukaryota; Fungi; Ascomycota; Eurotiomycetes; Chaetothyriales; Cyphellophoraceae.